This is a messenger RNA of Penicillium waksmanii, 1671 nucleotides long. Its product is annotated as F-box protein. The transcript is spliced from 2 exons. Gene Ontology annotation, molecular function: protein binding. The record is from RefSeq and is a predicted model, not a curated record. Bases 1 to 1671 code for a protein of 556 amino acids. Lineage: Eukaryota; Fungi; Ascomycota; Eurotiomycetes; Eurotiales; Aspergillaceae.
AUGUCGAACUCCUAUCAACUCAAUAACCUCCCACCGGAGCUCUGGUAUACUAUAGUAUCAUUUCUACCUAAUUGCGACAUAAAAAGUCUCCGCCUUGUCUCGAAACAAUUGUGUGAUUCAGUGGAGCUCAGACUGCAGAGAGUGUUUUUGUCGGCGAACCCGUUGAACAUCAAGGUCUUUCGCGCCAUUGCAGAUCAUGAAAAGUUUCGAUAUCAGAUUUCAGAAAUUAUUUGGGACGACGCGCGAUUAGCCAGAGGCCCCCCCUACUUCAGACUCACUGAUGCAAGCGAUGAAGAGACAGAGGAGGCGUUUAGACUGAGACGACAUGAUGAUUCUGAAGCCGAAGGGCCACUGAACUGGGAGGUUUAUGAAAGUGACAUUGACAACGGGGACCCAGACGACGAGUUUGCAGAUUCUGCCCUUCAACUGAGAGCAAGUACAAAUGUCAAGGGGCAAAAUUGUCCACUUUGGUUCAAAGCUGUAUGUGUGAAUAAUAUUGAGAAUCUUUUUAUGCGACGAGAGAAGCUCAAUAGCACCGAGGCCUGGCAUCAAAAAUUCAAAAAUGAGAAGAAGCUGGGCAAGGCCGCACUCUCGAUGAGUCAGUCGUGGGAAAUCUAUCACGCCUUACUCCGCAAACAGGCCGACGUUCUAGCUGGAAACUAUGACGGAGAGGCGUUUCUUUACGGGCUUGAACAGUUUCCGGCGCUGAAAAAAGUCACAGUCACUCCCGCCGCUCAUGGCGUCCCGUUUGCCCCGUUAUACCAUAGUCCUAUGAUUCGAUCAUUUCCAGAAGGAUUUAACUAUCCUAUCCCUCGUGGAUGGCCAACCUCAACCACCGAACAACCAGAGGAUGAGAUAGCAUUCCCCUGGCAAAGAGUUGAUGAAAGGCACAAAGAGAAGUGGCGCGCAUUUCGGAUUGUAACGCGCGCCCUUGCACAUCAGAAAAGCAAUGUGGUAGAAUUGAUUCUAGAAGCUCGACAGCUUUACACAGGAAUCAACUGCACGAUAUUUGAUGAACCUUGCGAGGAGCACGAAAAUCUUCUGACAAUUUUGACAAAACCGGGAUUUCGUCGCUUAGACCUUUCUUUGAUGUUUGGUGGAAGAGGAUCAGAUGCCGAGAACUGGAAGACAUUCCGCGAUGGAAGGCUUUGCGAAACACUCAGCGUAAUGGAAGAUCUGGAGGAAUUCAACUUCUACACUUCGGGACUCGAUCGCUGUUAUGAGUAUGGAGACCCUCCGAUUGGAAUUAACCCCGUGUCGCUAGAGCGGAUAUUUCCUAUCGAAAAGUGGUCCAAGCUUCGUCAUUUUGCAUUAUCGCGUUUCAUAGUCAGGCAGACUGAUCUCGUCACAUUCCUUUCGAAAUUACCAGAGACAGUCCAGUCAGUGGAAUUGAGCUUUCUUGUAUUCAUUGACCACGGAUCAUCUUGGCAUUAUUUCCUUGAAGAGAUGCGCUCAAAGAUUCGGGAAAAAACUCUCUGGCCUGGUCGUCGACCUAGUGUUGUUAUCGGCAAUGAGCGAUAUUAUCUUCUCCUUGGAGGAGCUACCUGGAUCGAAAAGGCAGUGAACAAGUUCUUGUACGAGGACGGGGAAAAUCCAUUCCAUGAGCCUCCUCGAGAGAGAGUCAAAAAAGAGCUUGGCAGAGUCAAGGAUGCGUUUGAUCCUUAUUUUUGA